UCAACCCCUCUAGUUCCUUCCCCGCCUCGCCACCUUCCACGAUCUCGCGAGACUUGACCCAGAACAUUGCGGAUCGGGUCGGCGCCAUUUUGGGACUGAGACUGGUUGUGGGGGAGGGAAAAGCGGCAAAAGGGGAUUAUUCAAAGUACCGAAAACCUCCUCCCGGGAUCGAGCGCAGCGGCACCCCCAGGCCAGGGGCACCUCUGGUGUGGCAGAAGGUGAUUGAAUUACUCCUAUAUGAAGAUCAUCUUCUAGAUUUUGUGUAAAAGGCCCCGGAUAUUUGAAGUGGCCAUUUUGGGAUUACAAUGUUUUUGGAUAAUUUUGCCCCAGAAGUUUAUUAAAAGUGGCAAGAAUCAUCUCUGAAGUGAAUUUAUAGUAGUUGAACAAUUCUACAAGCUGCUUAAAGAGACCCAGGCAUUUUCUUCAGUAUUUUGGUUCAAACGGAUUCUAUAACUGGUUAAAUUAUUUCAGCUGGUGGUAUUUUUGCCUCUUCCCCCUACCCCCAUCCCUCUCCUUUAGUUGUUUUUCAGCCAAAACUGUAAGAUAUGUUUGAUUUGUGUACUGAAUAGUUUCGGCAGUUUGAGAUUACUGUUUAAAUAUUGCUGAAGUUUCUUGGCAGUUUAUUUUUACCUUUAUUAAAAAUUUUAGGAAUUUUUGACCUCAGCCCUUUUCGUGUCACAAUGGGACAGCUUUUCUAAAUGAAGACAUUGAAAGAAUACAGAGUUUUUUCCGUUUUAUCUUUUAUUUACGUGGAAAUUUAAGAUGUUGCAGUUUUCCAGCAGCAUGGUAGUAUUGAGAUAGCUAUGUGUCUCUAUAUGCUGAUGUUUAGGAAUGCUCUUCAGAUGUGAAAUUUUCUUUUUGUUUUUGCUUUUUUGCUCAUAAAUUGGAUAUUUCAUCUGGAGUGGAUAAGUACAACAGUGACCAGUACAUGGAAUAAGAAAGAAGACUUUAAAAUCUUAAAUCCAAGGAACUUGGCUAAUUCUGGAGAUAGCCAUAUGAAAACUUUAAAACAGAAGUAUGGGUAGCUGACUUGAAGUAACUCUAUGUCAAAUAGUCAUAGGUUGAGUAUCUUCAAAGAACUUGGAUAUUAUUUCAGAGGAUACAAAAUAAAAAAACAAACUGGAAAACAUAAAGAUUACAGAGAAAAACCCAACACCUUCCUGUGCAGUCCUGUUGGAAUUUGGACUUGCCAUGAGGUGUUGAAGCCUUGUUUCACUGAGUUGGAGAGACUGGACCUAAAUGGCGCAGCAUGACUUUGCUCCAGCCUGGCUUAAUUUUCCUACUCCACCAUCAUCAACAAAGUCGUCAAUAAAUUUUGAGAAGCAUUCUGAAAACUUUUCAUGGACAGAAAAUCGUUAUGAUGUGAAUCGUCGACGACACAACUCUUCAGAUGGCUUUGAUUCUGGUAUUGGACGUCCUAAUGGAGGUAAUUUUGGAAGGAAAGAAAAAAAUGGAUGGCGGAUGCAUGGAAGAAAUGGUACUGAAAACAUAAAUCAUCGAGGGGGAUACCAUGGUGGAAGUUCCCGUUCUCGUAGCAGUAUUUUCCAUUCUGGAAAAAGCCAAGGACUGCAUGAAAACAGCAUACCUGACAACGAAACAGGGCGGAAAGAAGACAAGAGAGAACGCAAACAGUUUGAGGCUGAGGAUUUUCCGUCUUUAAAUCCUGAAUAUGAGAGAGAACCAAAUCAGAAUAGAUCUUUAGCUGCAGGUGUAUGGGGCCUACACGCCCAGACACACACAUACCCAACCAAAAAAAUCUCCCAAGCUCCUCUCUUAGAAUAUCCUCCGAAUCCUAAAUCUAGAGCUCCAAGGAUGCUGGUCAUUAAGAAAGGUAAUACAAAAGACUUACAGCUAUCUGGAUUCCCAGUGGUAGGAAAUCUUCAGUCACAACCAGUUAAGAACGGGACUGGUCCAAGUGUUUAUAAAGGCUUAGUCCCUAAACCUGCUGCUCCACCUACAAAACCUGCACAAUGGAAAAGCCAAACUAAAGAAAAUAAAGUUGGGACUUCUUACCCUCAUGAGCCUACAUAUGGCGUUGGCAACUUCAAUGCUUUUAAAUCAGCUGCCAAGAAUUUUAGUCCAUCAACAACUUCAGUGAAAGAGUGUAAUCGCUCAAAUUCCUCUUCACCUGUUGACAAACUUAAUCAGCAGCCUCGUCUAACCAAACUGACACGUAUGCGCACUGAUAAGAAGAGUGAAUUUUUGAAAGCAUUGAAAAGGGACAGAGUAGAAGAGGAGCAUGAAGAUGAAAGUCAUGCUGGCUCAGAGAAGGAUGAUGAUUCAUUUAAUUUGCAUAACAGCAAUAGUACUCACCAAGAAAGGGACAUAAAUCGAAACUUUGAUGAAAAUGAAAUUCCACAGGAGAAUGGCAAUGCCUCUGUAAUUUCCCAGCAGAUCAUUCGGUCUUCUACCUUUCCACAAACUGAUGUUCUUUCCAGUUCACUUGAGGCAGAACACAGAUUGUUAAAGGAGAUGGGCUGGCAAGAAGACAGUGAGAAUGAUGAAACAUGUGCUCCCUUAACUGAGGAUGAAAUGAGAGAAUUCCAAGUUAUUAGUGAACAGUUACAGAAGAAUGGUCUGAGGAAAAAUGGUAUUUUGAAAAAUGGCCUGAUCUGUGACUUCAAGUUUGGACCCUGGAAAAACAGCACUUUCAAACCCACUAUUGAGAAUGAUGACACAGAGACAAGUAGCAGUGACACAUCAGAUGAUGAUGAUGUGUGAAGGAUUUCCUAACAGCUUUAGAAAUUUUAGUGUGAUACAUCUCUCAUACAGUUUGGGGUGAAUUGUAAAAAUGAAGAACUAUAAUUUAUGUAGUAAAGUACCCCAUUAGAAGAUGAUUUUUUUGAGGGACUUCACUAUGAAGAAAACCAAGAAUGUUGUGUUGGGCUGUGUUGAACAUUAUUUCUUUGUAAAUGAAUGUUGUAGAAAUGAGGACUUUGGUUGAUCCAACAUUGACUUUCUUCAUCACUGCAGCAUUUCUCUGACUAGCAAUGUGACGAUGUAACAAAUGAGAUUUUCUCAUUUAAUAAUAAAAAAUUGUGUAAUGUUUUGCAAAGCUUCUGUCUUAAAAUGUCCAGGUCUUAAGAAAAAAGGCAGCUUACACUGUUUUGCUUGCAGAGUCAUAUCUCUUUCGUACAAUGGAAAUCCUCAAGUCCACUUUGUGCCCCCCCCACCCCCAAAAGGACAAUGUAGCAUGUUGGCUAAAACUGGAGCAAAGUGCACUAAAACAUUAAUUUCCUGAACUCAAGUGUUGUACUAGUCACCUUUUAAAAACAUAAAUUGCUCUUUAGCCAUGUGUAGUUCGGUAAACGUUACAGGAAAGACUUUUGACACACUUUCUUCCAAAUUUUAAGAGGUGAUUUUCAAGAACUUUAUUUGGGUAUGUUUUCAGACUAGGACUUUCAGAGAUGAUGGAAGAGUCUUGUGGGAAUACUUAUUUUGAUAAAUUAUUACACAUGCAGAAAAACUGAUCACACUGACUGGAUCUGUCCACACAUGGAAAAUAAACUGGAUUUUCAGAA
Molecule: messenger RNA, 3521 nt
Organism: Mustela lutreola (European mink)
Lineage: Eukaryota; Metazoa; Chordata; Mammalia; Carnivora; Mustelidae
Gene: GPBP1
Product: GC-rich promoter binding protein 1
Exons: 13
Coding region: 1240-2721 (493 amino acids)
Biological process (GO): positive regulation of DNA-templated transcription; DNA-templated transcription
Cellular component (GO): nucleus
Molecular function (GO): DNA binding; RNA binding
Source: RefSeq, a predicted model, not a curated record